Molecule: messenger RNA, 710 nt
Organism: Arabidopsis arenosa
Lineage: Eukaryota; Viridiplantae; Streptophyta; Magnoliopsida; Brassicales; Brassicaceae
Source: the annotation of a GenBank genome assembly
AUCCAUCUCUUCUCCGUCGUCGUUACCAUGUCUUCAAUCGUCGAGCACGUCGUUCUAUUCAAGCUCAACGACGUUGACUCCGGCAAGAUAAACUCCAUGGUCAACGGACUCAACGAACUAGUCAAUCUCAACCAAGUGCUUCACCUCUCUUGCGGUUCAAUCCACCGCCUUAGCUCCACCACCGCCUCCGACUUCACUCACGUCCUUCAUAGCCGUUACAGAUCUAAAGAAGAUCUCAACGCUUACGCAAUCCAUCCCGAUCACGUUCGUGUUGUCAAGGAAUCUGAAUCGAUUCGCGAAGAUAUCAUGGCCGUUGAUUGGAUCGCCGAUCAAGUUCCGGAAACCCUAGCACCGCCUCCUGGUUCAAUUGGUAAAAUCACGCUUCUCAAGGUGAAAGAGAAUGUCUCCGAUGAAGCGAAAUUGGAGAUUAUGGAAGUGAUUAAGGAGAAAUCUCAAGGAAGUGAUCAGAUUACUACUGUUGGAGAAAACUUUUCUCCGGGGAGAGCUAAAGGUUUCUCUAUUGGAUCGAUUUCGUAUUUUAGGGAUUUUGGUGAAAUUGAAGCUGUGGAUGAUCAGAUGAAGUUGCAGAAGGAGAAGAAUCGUGAAUAUAUUGAUGAUACCAUUGUUGUUGAGUUCGUGGUACCGUCUUCUUCUUCACAAGCUAUCUAAAGUGUACAGUACCUGUAAAAAAAGAAAAAAAAAAGUGUACC